GCUCCGCGUCGGCCGGCCGGUUUGGUCGGUUGUGGUGGCUUCGCCGCCCCAUCCGCCGUCGCAGCGCUCAUCCGCGCCGGGAGCGCUUGGCUGCGUCGCCCGGCAGCCGCGGGAGCAUUGCCUGAAGACGCAGUCAUGCAGCGCAUCAGCAGCUCUCAGAGCAGCCAGCGCCAUGUCCAGUGGCCUGGGGCCUGCCCUGGUGCGGGCGAGGAGCAACCAGCAUGCUCCCAGCCAUCCCCGCCCCUCACGCUGCCAUCCCCCAGCCACCAACUGCAGCAGCUGAUGGAGAGGGGCCCCGCGGGUGGGCAGAACAUGAAUGUUGACCUGCAGGGCGUGGGCCCUGGGCUUGAGGGAAGCCCACAGGUCACGCUGGCCCCACUGCCGCUCCCCAGUCCCACCUCUCCAGGCUUCCAGUUUGGCGGCGCUCAGCUGUGGCAGUUUGAGCACAGGUCUCCGUGGUGCAUUCAGGUCACGUCCCUGUCCCAGCAGGUCCAGACCCAGAGCCCCACACAGCCCAGCCCUGGGCCAGGGCAGGCCCUGCAGAAUGUGCCUGCAGGUGCCCCUGGCCCUGGGCUGGGCCUCUGCAGCAGCAGCCCUACGGGGGGCUUCGUGGAUGCCAGCGUGCUGGUGAGGCAGAUCAGCUUGAGCCCAUCCAGUGGCGGACACUUUGUGUUUCAGGAUGGGUCAGGACUCACCCAGAUCGCCCAGGGAGCCCAGGUUCAGCUCCAGCACCCGGGUACACCCAUCACAGUCCGAGAGUGGAGACCUUCCCAGCCACACACACAGUCAGGGGGCACCAUCCACCACCUGGGACCCCAGAGCCCUGCAGCCGCGGGUGGGGCUGGCCUACAGCCCCUGGCCAGCCCAAGCCACAUCACCACGGCUAACUUGCCACCACAGAUCAGCAGCAUCAUACAGGGCCAGCUGGUUCAGCAGCAGCAGGUGCUGCAGGGGCCGCCGCUGCCCCGGUCCCUGGGCUUCGAGAGGACGCCCGGCGUGCUGCUCCCUGGGGCUGGGGGCGCAGCGGGGUUUGGGAUGACGUCCCCACCCCCGCCCACCAGCCCUUCCAGGACUGCCGUGCCCCCAGGCCUUUCCAGCCUCCCACUCACGUCUGUGGGGAACGCGGGAAUGAAGAAGGCUCCCAAGAAGUUAGAGGAGAUUCCCCCAGCCUCUCCGGAGAUGGCACAGAUGAGGAAGCAGUGCCUGGACUAUCAUUACCAGGAGAUGCAGGCUCUGAAGGAGGUCUUCAAGGAGUAUUUGAUUGAACUGUUUUUCUUGCAACACUUUCAAGGGAACAUGAUGGAUUUCUUAGCUUUCAAGAAGAAACAUUAUACCCUAUUACAAGCAUAUCUUAGGCAGAAUGAUUUGGACAUUGAAGAGGAGGAGGAGGAGCACUUUGAAGUCAUUAAUGAUGAGGUAAAGGUUGUGGCCAGAAAGCAUGGGCAGCCUGGGACUCCUGUUGCCAUAGCAACCCAGCUAUCCCCGAGGACUUCUGCGGCUUUUCCAGCCCAGCAGCAGCCGCCCCAGCCCCUGGCACCCACCACUGUACUGUCUGUCUCUGCAGAUUGGAAUGCACUUCUCCAGCGACCUAAGAGGAAUGCCCCCCACGCCGCAGGCCGCGCAGCUCGCUGGACAGAGACAGAGGCAGCAGCAGUACGACCCCUCCACGGGGCCUCCCGUGCAGAACGCCGCCAGCUUGCACACCCCACUGCCGCAGCUGCCCCGGAGGCUGCCCCGGCCGGGGUCCGCGCUGCAGCGUCUUUGCAGGUCUCCCAGCAGCAGGCGACAGAGCCACAAGCACAGCUCUCUGUCCAGGGAAGGACCCAGCAGACAAUCGCAGCGCCGCCACUUUUCCUGCCAGGCCAGCUCUGGGCGCCACCAGGCAGGCUGUUUAGCUUGUGCUCCACCUCCCCACAGGGAGCUCCCCAGGCCCGCCAGCCUCCGCCUGCGGCACCAUCCCAGGAGAACCAGGUGCAUCAGCGCAUUGCGGAGCUGAGGAAAGCAGGUCUGUGGUCCCAGAAGCGUCUGCCGAAGCUGCAGGAGGCCCCACGGCCCAAGUCCCACUGGGACUGUCUGCUGGAGGAGAUGCAGUGGAUGUCCACAGACUUUGCCCAGGAGAGGAGGGAGGUGGCCUCUGUGAAGAAGAUGGUCAGAGCUGUGGCCCGGCAGCUGCAGGACAGGACGUGCAGGGAGGCCGGGGCCGGGAGGGAGGAGCCGAGCAGGUGGAGGCACAGCGCCUCUACCACCAGGGAAAUCGAGCGUCCCUGGUCGGGUACUGCGCGGAUAGUAGAAAUUAAGCUGCAAAUUGAAUUUCAAGAGACAAAAAAGACAUUAAAUUUGAAUAAAUAUUCAAAAAGAGGUAACCAACUAAGUUAAUAUUAUGUACUUAUU
Symphalangus syndactylus (siamang) is the source of this 2391-nucleotide messenger RNA. RefSeq names its product putative EP400-like protein. Lineage: Eukaryota; Metazoa; Chordata; Mammalia; Primates; Hylobatidae. Gene Ontology annotation, biological process: DNA repair. Gene Ontology annotation, cellular component: Swr1 complex; NuA4 histone acetyltransferase complex. Gene Ontology annotation, molecular function: chromatin binding. The record is from RefSeq and is a predicted model, not a curated record.